AGGAAGUACGCGGUGCUUGCGAAAUGUAUAAGAUGGAACAUGCAGCCUGCCACUAUAUCAGGCAGAACAACGAAAUCAAUUGACACAAAUCACUACACCAUCCAGUCACAAUAUGCCUCAAAUAGACCUCAACAUCCCUGCCUCAGGCAACACCGUCGAAGUGAGCAUCAUCGACUCAACCGCCAGGAUUCAUGGUCCUCCUGGGAUCUUUCUCACACCAGAAGUUGGCGGCUUCACGGACCUCAACGCCGGCGCGUAUGCAUUCCUGGUCGAGAACAAGUCCCAGAACAAACGGGUUCUCUUCGACCUGGGCAUCCGCAAGGACUGGGAGAACCUGGCCAAACCCUUGUACGAUCGCCUGAAGGCCAUGUUCAGCAUCACCAUUGAGAAAGACGUGGCCGAGAUUCUGAGCGACCAUGGCAUCGCAUUGGAAACCAUUGACGCGAUAAUCUGGAGUCAUACGCACUUCGACCACGUCGGCGACGCCUCCACCUUCCCGUCCACAGCCUCGCUGGUAGUCGGACCAGGUGUAUCCGCUGCCUCGCUGCCGGCCUACCCGUCCAACCCAGCGAGUGAAUUGCUGGAGUCGGAUGUCGCCGGGCGCGCACUGGUGGAAAUCCCCGCGGAGCAGUUCACCCUCCAGAUCGGCGGGUUCCGAGCCCACGACUACUUCGGGGACGGCUCGUUUUACCUCCUCGAUGUGCCAGGCCACGCGGUCGGGCAUGUCUGCGGUCUAGCCCGCACCACCAGCAGCAAUGGCAAUGGCAAUGACAGCGAAGCAAUCAGCUCGGACACAUUCAUCCUCAUGGGCGCAGACACAAUCCACCACGCGGGCCAACUCCGCCCCUCAGAGCAUGUCCCCCUGCCCGACCAGAUCACGCCGAGCCCCUACACCGGUGUCUCGGUGCCCUGCCCCAGGGAGAUCUUCGCGGCGAUCCACCCCUCCCCCGAGAAGUACCAGACCUCUGCUUUCUACCACGUUCACAUCUUCCCCAACGGGAGGAGCGUAGCGGUGGAUCCAGAGGAAGCGGAGCGGAGUGUGGGCUCGUUGGCUGAGUUCGACGGCGCGACCCAUGUCUUUGUGGUGUGUGCGCACGAUACGAGCUUGGAGGGGGUGGUGGAGACCUUCCCUGCGACUGCCAAUGGGUGGAUGGCGGCCGGGUGGAAGGAGACGGCCCGAUGGCGGUUCUUGCAGGAUUGGAAGGUUGAACGCGAGUGAGUGUAUGUUGACUUUGUGGGGGUUGUAUGUUUGUUGUAGUCCUCUGUACAAUAGUAUGGGUUAGCGUAGCGAUUGAUUCUCCGCUCAAAUUGGUAUCUUCAUAUCAUGAUAAUAGGUACCCAUUUCCGAGGCGCUGUAGGACUGGAUGAGGACGCAUGCUUGUGGCACGUGUACGGAUCCAGAUGCAAUUGCAUACUGGCGAGGAGUAUGGAACCACGGCCCUCGCGUACUCAACGUGGAAAUCAAGGGUCAGAUCUAGCAAGGGUACAUGAUUAGGCUUCUUUGUUGAAUGUGAAGUAUCCUGGGCCAGAGCGCGCUCGGCUUCAAUCGGUCACGGC
Aspergillus aculeatus ATCC 16872 is the source of this 1557-nucleotide messenger RNA. RefSeq names its product MBL fold metallo-hydrolase. The record is from RefSeq and is a predicted model, not a curated record. The transcript has 2 exons. Bases 113 to 1219 code for a protein of 368 amino acids. NCBI's taxonomy places the organism in Eukaryota, Fungi, Ascomycota, Eurotiomycetes, Eurotiales, Aspergillaceae.